GGUUUUUCCUCCGUCGCGCCCAUGCGCGGGCAUCGCGCGAUUCUGAUCGCAUUGUCGAGCGUAUCGAGGCCGGUGUAUUAUUUCGUCUGCCUUUGCUUAAUUUAGAAAGAAAUUGAAAUUUAUGGAAUUGGAAUCCCACGAUCGUUAGCGCACCUAGAGACUGACAUCGCAUUUUUGCGAGGAUUUGGUGGCAGCCUGGCAGGUCAGGGGAAAUCGCUUAAUUUCGGAUGGGAUUUAAAUCCUUGUCAUAUGUUACCCCUUAUGAAGUUAGUUAGGAUGGAUCUCGAUUGGCCUUAACUUUUGCUUGAAUUCUUUAGCACGAAAUGUACUUCCCGCACCGACAACCAAAUUUAGCCAUUAGCAAACUUUGCUUCCUCCCUAAAUGUGUAUAAACUAGGAAAUCCCUGCAGUUAAGUGGUUCUCUGGAAUCCAAAAGAACAGGAAUAGGAAAAAUAUAAGAUUGAAAUGCCUACAAGUUGAAUACCACAUGAAGAAAAAACGCAAGAAUUAAUUGAAAGAGAUGUUUGGAUGCUACACAGGAAUUUUAAGAUCAGGGGUACUUAAUUUGGAUUAAAAGAGGAGAGAUAUAGGGAGGGACAUAUUGGAAUUGUCAAAGGAAAUUUUCCAUGAGGUUAGACCUCACGCUCUGAUUUCUCAAAAAGUUGAAAGAAAAAAAAAUCCUAUCUUAUGAUUCUUUUUUAUACAAUCCUAUGAUCCAAUGGCCACAUAUAGGAUUUUUUUUCUUCUCCUUAGGAUUAGAAUCCUCUAUUUUCUCUCUAAAAUUCCUAUGAUCCAAAGAGGGCCUAAACUUGUCGAGAGAAAACUAAGAAAUUAUCAUUCAACAAAAUCAUAUAAUUUCAAGUACUUCACGGCUUCACGCACUAGCACUAGUGCAUCACCUCUACGUUACUAGUAGUCUGCAGUCUGGUUGUGUUAGAGUUGCGAUGCUGCUGUGGUGGGACGAGGUUCGGGGAUUUUCAGGACUUGCGUGAGAAGUUCUUCUUACAGAAAAAGCCCGGGGGCUGUCAGCUCCCCGCGGUUCCUGUUUUUUUACUAGUCUGCAGUCUUGUGACCCAAUGCACCAUGCCACCAUACACCGUACGUGUAACAAUUGUUUCUACCUUCCUGGGCUCUUAAUAUAAUAGUCAAAGAUAGCAUUGACCAAGCUAUUCAAACUGAUAGGCCCAUAUAUCUUGUCACAUGUCCGUUCACUACUUCACUCCUAGCCUUCUUCUCCAAGUUGGGCACAUCCAUCUUGCAUGCUUGCUCCCAGUUUCUAAGCAUCAUUGGUGACACAUCGAUUGAUUCGUGCCAACCCAUGUCGAUACACCAUACAUACAUGCCAUUAAUUCCCUCUGAUCCUGAUCCACCAAGCACCCAACGAAACACAAGCUAAAGUAGUCUCAGCCUUUGUACACAAAUCUAGCAGGAGAUAAUGGCCGGAGGAGACGACUUGAAGCUGCUCGGCGCAUGGGCAAGUCCAUUCGUCACCAGAGUGAAGAUUGCCCUCGCCUUGAAGGGCCUGAGCUUCGAGUAUGUCGAGGAGGACCUCCGCAACAAGAGCGAGCUCCUCCUCGCAUCCAACCCGGUGCAAAAGAAGGUGCCCGUGCUCAUCCACAACGGCAAGCCUAUCUGUGAAUCACACAUCAUCUUGCAGUACAUCGACGAGGCGUUCUCCGGCACCGGCCCCUCCCUCCUCCCCACCGAACCCCACGACCGUGCAGUCGCCCGCUUUUGGGCCACCUACAUUGACGACAAGUCGAUGAGGGGCAAGACGGAGGAGGAAAAAACCGAGGGAAUUAAGAAGACGCUCGGGGCUGUGGAGACGCUGGAGGGAGCCCUGAGGGACUGCUCCAAAGGAGAGGGAUUAUUCUUCGGCGGCGACAGCAUGGGGCUCAUCGACGUCUCGCUCGGGAGCCUGCUGUCGUGGCUCAAGGCGACCGAAGUGAUGUCUGGUGCUAAAAUCUUUGACCCCAUCAAGACCCCGCUCCUGGCCGCUUGGAUUGAGCGCUUCAGUGAGUUUGAUGUGGCCAAGGCAGCCUUGCCGGAUGUCGAUAGGUUGGUCGAGUUUUCCAAGAAGAUGAAACAGGCUGCUGCGGCCGCUGCUGCUGCAGCUUCGGAGAACUAGUAAACUAAGCCAGUGUAUUUUUUCGUCUGUCCUACUUAAUUGAAAUGGAAAUUUAUGGAAUUGGAAUCCAAUGAUCGUUAGCGCCCAUAGACUCGGACGUCGCAUUUUGCGAGGAUUUGGUGGCAAGUGAGGGGAAGUCGCUUAAUUUCGGAUUGGAUU
Brachypodium distachyon (stiff brome) is the source of this 2287-nucleotide messenger RNA. RefSeq names its product probable glutathione S-transferase GSTU6. The record is from RefSeq and is a predicted model, not a curated record. Gene Ontology annotation, biological process: glutathione metabolic process. The transcript is spliced from 2 exons. Gene Ontology annotation, molecular function: glutathione transferase activity. Gene Ontology annotation, cellular component: cytoplasm. Lineage: Eukaryota; Viridiplantae; Streptophyta; Magnoliopsida; Poales; Poaceae. Bases 1436 to 2128 code for a protein of 230 amino acids.